AUGAAUGAAUGUACUAUUAAACCACUUUGUGCAUGGGAAGCUUCCUAUCCUUCUCGUUUAGAUACAGCAAUCGGAAAGUCUACUAUCUUUCCUAAAUCUCAUCAUAUGGUUAUAUAUUACUCUGUUAAUUGGUUUCGUUCUUCAACACCUGUUUUAGAUUCAGAUGAUAUUCACUCAUACUUACCACAAUUUAACCUUGAAGUAAAUGAAGUAUGUGCAGCCGUUUGGCUCCCGAGACCUGUUCUUAAUAAAUUAAGUGAUGAUUGGAAGGCAUUUGAGAAACAUUUUCAAAAUCAAUCCGCAAUCAAUAAUUCAGAAUAUCUUUAUACCGAGUUAUCAACGAUGCCAUCCACUUUCCAGAUUGAUAAUGAUCAAACAGAAGUUUGGUAUUGGGGUGUAAACUCUCUUGAUUGGCAAUCGGUACCCGUGAAUCAACUUAUCUGUGGACUAACAUCAAGUCACAAUCCAGUUAUUUCACACAAUACCAGACCCGAAUCUGAAUCUGGUAAUGGACCUAGUACUGUAACACUGGGGACAUUAUAUGCUAUUAUUCAUUGGCUUUCCUUAACCAGUACCGGAAGUAUUGUUUGA
This is a messenger RNA of Schistosoma spindalis, 591 nucleotides long. NCBI's taxonomy places the organism in Eukaryota, Metazoa, Platyhelminthes, Trematoda, Strigeidida, Schistosomatidae. The record is from the annotation of a GenBank genome assembly.